AUGUCGGGACCUUCGUUCUCGCGCAUGGCGCUCGCCGCCGCGCUCCUCGAAUAUGACAACGACAAUGUCGACCCGCAGAAGAUUGUCGACCACAAGAAGUCGGCAAUGUUCAGGCAAUUCGAGGCUCACAACGCGCCCUACAUUCCGCCUCUCGGCAUCGAUAGCGAAGAUACUGGAGACAUCGGAGACCCGCGGUCGUCAGCCGGCCAGCGCAGGGACUACGACCCCGAGUUCGAAUCGCGCCUGUCUGCUGAUGCGACCAUGCGCGACCCGCGGCACAGGGCUCGUACACGGUCAGUGGCCUUUUCCACCAACACGGGCCCCCGAUCGAUCAAUCUCGAGAGCGUUGAGGACGAGGACUACUAUGAUGGCAAGUACGAGGGCCGCGAUGGCCGGUAUCACCGUCCCAGUAUCGACAGCCGACAGAGCCGGGGAAGCUACGAUCACGCCGAGCGGGCGCUGAGCGAGGCGCAGCGCGUGCGGGACAUGCUCGAGGGCAGGCGUUCGAUGAGCGCGAUCGGCGCGCUCGAGGUGCGCAACGACAUGGGCGAGCCCGUCAUGGUCCCGCUGCCCGAGUCACCGCCGAAGAUGGCCUUCCCCCACAUGCCCGGGUCGCGGCCUGGGUCCGGAAUCGCCCUCGAAUCACCCCUGAGCCCGACCUUUGACCGCCCUCACAGUCGAUCACAGUCUGCGAUGAGCGCGUACUCAAACCCGCCCCUGAACCAGGACGAGCACGACCAGGAGGUCCUUCGCAACCCGUUCGAACUCCCUGCCCCGCCGCCCGAGUUCGGCUCUCGCUUCGACCCCAAGACAAUAGAGGCGCAGCGACGCUCGAUCGACCUCCCCGGCUCUCGCCCGCUCAGCACAGUUAGCAGCAAGGGCCCGCGUGCGAGCAGCUCCAUGUCGGGCGAGAUGGGCUCGUUCGGCGACUUCGCAACGCCCCGUCUGGAGCGCCGCGCAUCCCUGAUCUACUCGGAUGACGGCGAGCAGGGCGCGCCCUCGUUCAUGGGCGGCGCACCUUCUGAGGACCCUACGAACGACGACCUGCGUCGUGGAUCGCGUGUAUGGAAUGAAAUUCCGACCGCGGCAGAGUAUGGCCGUCCCCUCCGUGCACCGAAAUACACCGACCGCGUGCUGCACGUGAAGCGUCGUGAGCUGCUCCGCCCCAAGACGCUCGUCAUGCCGUCCAUCCUCGAGGGCACCGAGAAGCAGAAGCACUCGGUGCAUGUUCCGGAAGGCUUCACUCUUGGCGAGAAGCCGCUGCCCGAGGAUGCGCGCGCAUCAGUCCUCAACCUCGGCCACGGUGUGCCCUUAUCUAUGGCCCAGAAGACGUUCCGUUCCUCGCUCAUGGUCGGAGGACACCGCGAAGACGCAGAGUACUUUGCAGGCACGGCGGCUGAGGGUGAGAUCAUCGCUGGAUACGAGGGAGAGGAUGACGAGGAGGAAGAGGACAUGCACAUGCGCCGCAAGCCCGGCAAGCUCUACUUGCGCAAGGAACAAAUGCACAGCAAGCAACGCCAGUUCUGGGGUGACAACCGCCCUUCGAUGAUGGCGCGCCAGUCGACGCUCAUCGAUCAGAACGCACUGCAUGCGCCGCUCCAGCCACCCGUUCAGAACGAUGACGACCUGCUGAGCCCGCAUUCCCGGUCUGUGCCCGGGUCACUCAACAAGCGCCCGAACACGAUGCACGACGUGCCGGCUCUGAACCUGCCGGAUGGCGAUGGAGGCGACAGUGCGGACCAGCGCAUGGCCAAGUCGCGCUCCGUGUUCGGUGUCGACACCGUGUGGGAGCGCGAGAUGGUCAAGCUCAAGGGCAUCCAGGAGGCGCAGUCGAAGGCGGACGCGGAGGCAGCGGCGAAGGAGGCAGAGAAAGAGCGCAAGAAGGCCGAGAAGGCCGAGAAGCGCAAGAGCCGCUGGGGACGCAAGAGUAAGAUGCUUGACGCCUCGGAUGUCCCGCAGUUUGACGAGAGCGGCCGCCCCAUGUCGAUGAUGCCCGAUACGCGCGGGAUGGGCUCGCUGAACUCGAUGAACAGUGACUCGCGCAUGAGCCGCCUCAGCAUGAUGGACCCUCGCAUGGGCAGCGACGAUAUCGAGGAGCUGGACGGCAGGUACGACGGGCAGUACGAUGGCUCGAACGCCAGCACAGCUGAGCGCGUACCCGCCCGCCCACCGACGUUGUCGUUCGAGCCGGAGAGCCCCGCUAUUGGGUCUAUCGAGCCUGAAAAGCCGGCACCGCCACCAGAGCGCCGCCCCGGAAGCCGCUUAGGUGUCGACGACUGGUUCCAGAGCAGCGACGAGGAGGACGGAGGCAACGGCGCACGCAGCAGGAACAGGCCAGUGUCCUCUCAGCCGCCGCAGCGCGCCGUUCCUGUAUCCGACAGCGAGUCCUCGGACGGGGAGUUGCCUCUCUCGCGCCUCCGGAGGGUGCAGGUCGACGAUGACGACAGCAGCUCGGACGAAGAUGUGCCCCUCAGUCGUAUCAAGGCCCAGGUGGCCGACAGUGACGAGGAGGUGCCUCUUUCCCAGCUGAAAAAAGGAGGUUUACCGCCUCUCUCGCUCGACACCGGGGCAAGCUCAGGAUCGCUCGGUUUACUCCCCAGACAGGCUUCGCCGAGAUCGCCAGGCUCUGGUGCCGUCUCUGACGCCGCUGAGGCUUCCGGCGGUGCCACCCCGCAAUCGGGUGAGGCCACCGACAUCAAGUCGCCCGUCGCUGUCCCGACCAUCUCAAAGCCUGCCAACGACGACGACGAUGACGAUGAGCCGCUGCUCAUCCGACAGGCGCGCCGGUCGCGCAUGGUCAUGUCACCUGCGGGUGGAGAGUCUGCCUCCGGCUCGAACACUGGAGCCAACCAGACCGUCGAGGAGAUUGAGGACGACCUGCCUCUUGCGUGGAAGCAUGCUGGCGCCGCGCAGCGUCAGCAUGAGGCGCGGAAGGGCGCGUCGCCGCAGCCGGGAAUGCAACCAGGCAUGCAGCACAUGCCCUCGUUCUACGGCUCGCCGUACGGAAUGGGUGGCAUGCCCGGUAUGACGAUGUCUGCCUACGGCAUGCCGCAGAUGGGCAUGAUGCAGCAGCCGAUGAUGGGCAUGCCGAUGCAGCAGCCCAUGAUGCCGCCGCAGAUGAUGGGCGGCAUGCCCGGCAUGGGCAUGGGCGGCAUGGGUAUGCCUGGUAUGGGAGGGAUGGGCGGAAUGGGAGGCAUGGGGAUGCCCGCCUUCGAGGACCCGGGGAGCAACAUCGACCAUUGGCGCAAGCAGGUCGAGCUUGCGCCGAUGCCGACCGGCUCGGGUCAGAGCAUUCAAAAUUCUGAGAUCGCCUCCACCUGCGACAACACCACCUUACCACAACCCACGACCCACGCCUCUCGAGCCGCCGCGAUGUCGACGACAGAGACACAGGCCGCCGAUGCCGCCAUUCCGCAGAGUCUGGACAAGCUCGCCUCCCUGCUCGAGAACAGGGAGCACCUGCUCGCGCUGGACGGCGACGCGCAGCUCGCCGAGGGAGCGCGCGCCGCGACAAAGGACAUUUUCGACCACGCCAUCUCGCUCGAGCCCGAGUCGCACCCGCAUCUGCACCCCUUCCUCGUCUCGAUCCUGCAACCCCCGUCUAUCGGCCUCCGAUCCUCGACGCGGCAACAGGCCGAGGAGCCCGAACCCGCCAAGCCGGAGGAAGUCCUCCCUUACACGCCCCUGAGCGUUCUGACCGUCGACGGCCUGGACCCGGAACAGAUCUGGGCGCAGCUCGAGCUCCGCAACGAGGGCGUGUGCAAGGUCGUCAAGGAGGUUGGCACGGGGGAGGAGCCCGAGGUCGACGACGAUGACGAGGAGGGAGAGGGAGACAGCGAGGAGGACGACAGCGAGGAGAUGGGGAGCGACGAGGAGAUAAGCAUCGAGGAGUGGAACCGCAUGAUGGCCGAGGGAGGGUAUGAGGAGGGAGAUAGCGCGAGCGGGUCCGAAGACGAGGAAGGCGACUCGGAGGACGACAGCGAGGACGAGGACGACACUGUCCAGUUUGAGGACGGCACGAAGAUUGGCGACUCCGACUCUGAGAUGGAUGAGGACGAGGAGGAUGACGAUGAGGAUGAUGAGGACGAUGAGGAGGACGAUGAGGACGAUGAGGAGGAGGAGGAGGAGGACGACGACGACGACGAGGAGGACAUCCCCGACGUCGACAUGGACGACGACGACGGACUAUUCCCGACCGCUGGUCCAAGCAAGCGGAAGAAGGCCAAGCACCCGACGCUCGACGACGAGUUCUUCUCCAUCGACGACUUCAACCGCAUGACGGAGGAGCAGGAGGCGGAGCGUGUGACGUCUGGCCGCCUCGGCGGUGACGAGGAGGACGACGAGCCUGAGCUCGACGACUUCAGCUCCAUGUUCCUCGCGUCGAACGACAACCCCGCCGAGAUGACGUACGCCGACUUCUUCGCACCGCCCGCACGCGACGCUGCCCCGUCAAAGAAGGGCAAGGACAAGGACGCCGGAAAGAAGAAGAAGAAGGCUGCGCGAUUCGAGGAGUCCGAGGACGAGGACGAGGACGAGGACGAGGGAGAGGAGGUGCACGGCGUCAUGGACCGGGUGAAGACGGAUCUGUUCGAGGACAGCGAGGAUGAGGGCGACGAGGUCGCGCUCUCUACGCACGAGAAGCGGCAGCGCGAGCUCGCCGAGCAGAUCGCUGAGCUCGAGCAGCAGGCCAUCGGUCCCAAGGACUGGACGUUGAUGGGUGAGGCGUCUUCGCGCGCCCGACCGGAGAACUCGCUCCUCGAGGAGAACCUCGACUUCGAGCACGUCGCCAAGGCCGUCCCGGUCAUCACGGAGGAGAGCGUCGCGACGCUCGAGGAGCUGAUUAAGAAGCGCAUUCUUGACGGCAACUUCGACUCGCCGGUCCGCGUACGAGCAUUCGAGCCGACAGCAUUCCUUCCCUCGCGCUUCUUCGAGCUGGACGACAAGCAGAGCGCCAAGUCGCUGGCCCAGAUCUACGAGGACGAGUACACCGCCGAGGCGUCGGGCACGACAGCACGGGAUCCGCGGGACGACAAGCUCGCAAAGGAGCACCAGGAGAUCGACCGGCUGUGGGACGAGGUGUGCUACAAGCUGGACGCGCUCAGCUCGCUGCACUUCGUCCCGAAGGCGCCCAAGGCGGCCAUCACGACGGUGGACAACAUCGCGACGGCGAGCAUGGAGACGGCGCUGCCGGCGCAGCAGCGGGCGACCUCGAUGCUUGCGCCGCAGGAGCUGUUCGCCGGCCCCUCCGCCGCGGAUCUGCAGGCGCGCAGCGAGCAGACGCCCGAGGAGGCGAAGCGUGCGCGCUCCAAGGCCCGCAAGGCGCGCAAGGCGACGCGCCAGCGCAUCGACGCCACGGCGCAGCUGUACGGCAAGAAGAAGAUGACGGUCCGCGAGGAGAAGGACGCGGCCCUGAACCAGCUCGUCAAGAGCGGCAAGGGCGUGACGGUCCUCGGAAAGGGGGCCAAGGAGGAGGGCAAGAAGCGCAAACGCGACGAGGGAGAGCAGGACGGAAAGCGCCUGAAAUUGUAG
This is a messenger RNA of Trichosporon asahii var. asahii CBS 2479, 5529 nucleotides long. RefSeq names its product small nucleolar ribonucleoprotein. The record is from RefSeq and is a predicted model, not a curated record. The transcript is spliced from 6 exons. Gene Ontology annotation, biological process: rRNA processing. Lineage: Eukaryota; Fungi; Basidiomycota; Tremellomycetes; Trichosporonales; Trichosporonaceae. Gene Ontology annotation, cellular component: Mpp10 complex; sno(s)RNA-containing ribonucleoprotein complex; nucleus. The coding region runs from base 1 to 5529 and encodes 1842 amino acids.